This is a messenger RNA of Penaeus chinensis, 3036 nucleotides long. RefSeq lists its product as uncharacterized. The coding region runs from base 20 to 2542 and encodes 840 amino acids. Gene Ontology annotation, cellular component: membrane. NCBI's taxonomy places the organism in Eukaryota, Metazoa, Arthropoda, Malacostraca, Decapoda, Penaeidae. The record is from RefSeq and is a predicted model, not a curated record. The transcript is spliced from 2 exons.
UAAACAAGUUUCGCUCGCCAUGCUUAUCAACGCGGAAAACGGCACACAACACCAGAAACCAGCAGAGUGUCUGUGGCGAGAGGAUUUCGCAGGAGUUAAGUCCUCUACGCUAAUUCGAUUCCUGUCCGAAAUGAAGGACGUAGGCAGACGGCGCAGUUCCGAGAUCCUCUUUCGAAACCCACACGUCACAGGGAGCGUCGUCGGGACAACCAAAGGGACCGCCACCCGAAGCCUUCUGCUGCUGCUCGCCCUCCUGAUGCCACCAUCCGUCCUGCUGACCUACGGAUCUGAGGACUCGCGGAAACCGGCUCCUUUCGGCUCCAGGAGUCCGAGAGGCUUCGAGGAGUCAGGCGAGAGGGACAAGAAAGGCCAGAGGGGAGAGGAAUCGAGACAAAGUGGCGGAGAGACGAGAGGGGUUUCCGAGGGAACGAGGCAGGCGUCCGCCACUGUGAUGAACGCUCGGAAGGAUUUUUACGAAAUUUUGCAUAACCUGCAUAAUCACAGGGAAGGAUCGCAUUAUGAUUAUAUUGAUGAAUAUUCCGGUGAUUAUGGCAACGACUAUGAUUAUUACUCAAAUAAUAGCUCUGAUUAUAUUGAUGAAUAUUCCGGUGAUUAUGUCAACGACUAUGAUUAUUACUCAAAUAAUAGCUCUGAUUAUAUUGAUGAAUAUUCCGGUGAUUAUGUCAACGACUAUGAUUAUUACUCAAAUAAUAACUCUGAUUAUAAUGAUGAAUAUUCCGGUGAUUAUGGCAACGACUAUGAUUAUUACUUAAAUAAUAACUCUGAUUAUAAGUAUACUUUUUAUGUACGUAAUGAUUCUAAUGCUUCCUUCGACUACGGUAACUAUUCUAUGUUUUUUGAUGGCGCUUCCAUGAAUUCCAACGAAUAUGACAGUUUAUUGCUUAUAUAUUCUAGGAUAAUUUAUUUCUGCGAGUAUGUGUUUUCUGCCAUGCAUGGGCAUUAUGACAAGUUGCCAACGACGUGGGUCAAGCACAACAACGCAAGUCUCCACUUAGUCUCCGAGCCGCGGUUCGUAGCUGUGUGUGAGCCCAUCUUUCGUAAAUACGAUGAUUGCGAGGCGAAGUUCCCUGUCACCGUGUGUAAGGCCGAGAACCUGGCCUUCUUGCAUCCCAACAGCUGUAAAAAGCCUUCUCUCGAAGAUGUCCAUUUUGAGAAACUCUUGGUGAUUAUGCGCCUUGAGCAAAAUGGCCCUUGUUUCCAUGCAGUGUGCAAGGGUCUUCUAAGGGUGAUUGACAGGGUAAUUAAUGGCGUCCUUGUGCGCUUGAUUAGUCCAGAUGCCGAUGGUAAGACCUGCCAUCGGUACAUUCAAGAAUUCUUCCUGACACCCAGAGGCAAGCACUUCGCCUUCCGAGCGAGGAACUUCCAGUGGCCGUAUUGCUUCUCGGGCUAUCACGUUCUGUGGGAAGAGGAUCCGCGGCCCCGAGGUCUUGUGCCGCUGUGGGACUCCCUGUCGGUGCAGUGUCGGGCGGUCGAAGUCGGCCUUUCGCUGCUCAAUCUCUUGAAUGUGUGUUUUGGUGUAACAGGAAACAUUUUGGUGAUCGUGGUGAGAGGCACAAACUUUUCCAGAUGGAAGCAUCAGGAUACUCUUAAAGUUUCCUUAGCAUUAUGCGACCUCUUGCUAUGUCUCUUUGUUAUCCUGCCGAGCAUAGGAGUUCACUUUGAUCUUAGUACUGGAAGACUGGAGGUUCCGGCAACCCAGGAAACCAGUAAUGUUGUCAUUAAUGGCGGUUUUCGCCUCUUUUCUGCAGUCAUUGCAAGUACGUGUUAUAUUGUUUCAAUAUUUCAGCGCUUUGCUUUUAGUGUCUGGAUCCUCCUAAGAACGAAAGCAAGACCAGACUUCUUCCGAGUGCAGUGGCUGCGGGCAUUUCCGGUGGUCAGCUGGACAGUCAGUCUCAUGACGACAUUGCUGCUCAUGCACGACGGCAGCGGCUCCACAGGUAUCUGGGCCUCCUUCAGCAAACUUCCCUUCGGGCUGUCAAAACUAAGUCUGUCGAUAAGCUUUCCCAUAGUAACGGCGGUCCUGGCACUGAUGAUCUUGCUUACACUGCUGAAUUACUCAGCAGUACUCUGGAAUAACCUGGCCACCGCGGCGCGACCCGGCCACACUGAGAGAGCUGAAGGGAUCGAUGGAUUAACGAAUCUCGAUAUGGCGGACAUUUCCCGCAGGAGGCAUAGGCUUGUGCUCUUGAUUAUCCAAGUUCUGGUCAACUUUGUCACUUCCUUCAUGGUCGGCCUUGCUCUCAUCCUGAAUUUUAGAGGGGAAAGGGCGCAUUUUAUUUCUUAUAUCGCCUGGUGGCUGUACUUGUCUUUGCCGUCCUGGAACCCCUGGCUCUAUAACCUCUGCAGCAAACGCUUCAGACAAGAUGCAGCUGACGUCCUUAGAAAAAUCUUUGCGCAGUUAGUGUCACGAGGUCACCGGCGAAAGGCUCUCGGUGUUGUCGAGUUUAGAAGGAACCUGGAUCGCAAGGACGGAGCCGUGCGGUUCGAGUGGCGACCGCGCCUUCGGCAGGAGGCCAAGUGACUCUCGCUGUCUGGAUGUUGCACGCAAGGGCAUGGGAUAUAAUCCAUAUAUACACACACAUAUACACAUACAGACACACACACACAUAUAUAUAUUUAUAUAUAUAAAUAUAUAUAUAUAUACAUAAAUAUAUAUGCACAUAUAAAUAUAUAUGCAUACACAGUGAAUCUACAUCACAAAAGAAACGGGUUUGUUAUCAGACGUAGUAAAUGUUUUAUUUCAUCUUUGUGUACAAGUUUUAGUGUUACUCUUUUGUCCAUCUAUGUCUGUAUCUAUAUCUAUAUAAAUAUACACCUAUAUUUAUAUCCAUAUCUAUCUAUCAAUAUUUAUAGCUAUAUCUAUUUAUACACUUAUAUCUAUCUAUCUAUCUGUAUAUGAAUGUAUAUACAUAUCUGUCUAUCUACUUUUAUCUUAUUGUUUUCCACACAAUGUACAUAAAGUGAAAUAUACGCAUAGCACAUGUUAAGGUACUUAUAUAAAUAAUAUGUAAAUGA